Labeo rohita (rohu) is the source of this 3295-nucleotide messenger RNA. Its product is annotated as zinc-alpha-2-glycoprotein-like. The transcript has 6 exons. Gene Ontology annotation, cellular component: external side of plasma membrane. The record is from RefSeq and is a predicted model, not a curated record. Lineage: Eukaryota; Metazoa; Chordata; Actinopteri; Cypriniformes; Cyprinidae. The coding region runs from base 185 to 1192 and encodes 335 amino acids. Gene Ontology annotation, biological process: immune response.
CAGUGGCAGAUACAGGCUUAUAUUAUUAAGUCCUCUCCCUAGCACCGGCAACAAACAAAAAAAACAAAAUCAGAGAUCCGCCGGAUCUGACGUCAGAGGACGUGACGUCAGGUGAGAGCAUGAGGGUUUUCUGUUAGGCCGUUUAUGUAAAUGUACUGGACGUUUGAUUAAAUUAUUUAAGGUCAUGUUCAAUGAACUCUUAUUUAAAACAUUUUCUAUAGACAUAAGAAUGAUCUUGUUCACCUUUUUGUUGCCUUAUCUUUUUCUAAGCGACGCGAGGCAAGAGAAACAUUUCCUCCACUACAAGUUUGCAGCACUUUGCAAAGCAAACGCAUUUCCUGAGUUCAAAACUGUGAGUGUGUGUGAUGACAGACAGAUCGCUCAAUACAGUAAUGAAGAAAGAAUUUGGAUAAAAUCGAGUCUGAUUGAAGAUGACUGGACUGAAGCUCCUGCAGAACCACCUGAGCCUAAAGAGUGGUUUCUACAUCAGAUGAAGACUUUGUCAAACUGCACUGACUCACACUAUUCUGAGCUCCAUGUUCUUCAGAGAAUAAUUGGCUGUGAACUGGAGAAAUUUCCUAAUGGAACAGUGAGUCUGAGAGCAUUUGAUGAAUAUGGAUUUGACGGAGAGGAUUUUAUUGCUUUUAAUUUUGACACUAUGCAGUGGAUUGAUAAAAACCCCAAAGCCAAAGAAACCAAAAUGAAAUGGGACCUUCAUACUGAACGCAACCAAUUCCUCAAGCAAUACCUCAAGACCUGCACUGACUGGAUCUCCACGUUUCACAACACAAAACAGACUAGACCAGAUGUUCAUGCCUUUGUGCCGAAAGUUUCUGAUGAUCAAAGUAAGCUGAAACUGACCUGUAUGGCCACUGGUUUCUACCCUAUGGAUGUUGAGGUGUACAUCACAGUAGAUGACUAUGUCCUUAAAAAUCAAACAUCAUCUGAAAUCAGACCAAAUAAUGAUGGAUCCUUUCAGAUGAUAUUCAGUGUGGAGAUUGACACAAAUCACAGUGGAUAUUACAACUGUCAGGUCAUUCACAACAGUCUGACUCUGAAACGACAGGUUCUGACAUUGUGGGCUAAAAAUCACAAUACAUUUUGUGAAUCUCUAUGGUGUGUUAUAGCAGAAAUAAUAGCAGCAGCUGUAGUUUUUGUGAUUGUUUACUGCAUCUACCAAAAGGUCAAAUGAGCCCAGGAUUCAUCCGUGAAGAGAACACCCCUCCACAUUCGACCCCAUCGAAUGUGAGCAUUUACACGUGGUCUGUGGUUGUGAGGCCGGUUGGAUGUACUGCCAAAUUCUCUGAAACGCCUUUGGAGAUGGCUUAUGGUAGAGAAAUGAACAUUCAAUUCACGGGCAACAGCUCUGGUGGACAUUCCUGCAGUCAGCAUGUCAAUUGCACGCCUCCUUAAAAACUUGCGACAUCUGUGGCAUUGUGCUGUGUGAUAAAACUGCACAUUUUAUAGUGGCCUUUUUUUGUGGCCAGCCUAAGGCACACCUUGGCAAUAAUCAUGCUGUCUAAUCAGCAUCUUGAUAUGUCACACCUGUGAGGUGGAUGGAUUAUCUUGGCAAAGGAGAAGUGCUCACUAACACAGAUUUAGACAGAUUUGUGAACAAUAUUUUAGAGAAAUAGGCCUUUUUUGUACAUAGAAAAAGUCUUAGAUAAACACUGACAGCUAAAUAGACUUAAUUCAAAUUUAAAGGGCUUGCACAUUUGAAAUAGCAGGCGAAAUUGUAGAGAAGCAAACAGACAUUGCACAGCAAACAGAGAAACAUAAAACAUAAAAUUACUUCAGGAAUUCAGUGCUAGUUUGGACAACAUUGUCUUCCCUCCUUUUAAGUUGCAGUAGAAAAGAGUAUGUAUUGUUUUUAUUCCACUACAUUGACUAACGUUGGAGAUCAGAUAGCAGGGGCGUAAAAUACUUGAGUAAUUUUACUUGAUUACUGUACUUAAGUAUUAUUUUGGGGGAUUUGUACUUUAUUCUUUUAUUCUUUAUUAUUUUAUCUUAUGCACAUUAAAUAUGGUAAACAAAAGGUCAAACGUGCGUGCCAUCAAAUCUUCCCCCCAAAAAGUUUAUUCAUAAUUUCUGUUUUGAUAGAUUCAUUAGCUGUGUCAUAUAUUGGGGGAAUGCACAAGUUUGAGUGCAAAUAUUUUUUUUUUUUUUUAUUAAAUGUUACAAAUCUCCAAAAAAAAAGUUUAAAUGAACAUUGUAGGUUAAAUUAAUUGUAAUUCAUGUUUAGUGAAGUUUUUACCUGGUAGUGGAUAAGUAUGUCAUUAUACAACACAUUGAGUAGAAAUAAGGACUUUCAAUAAAUAUAUUUUUUUAAUCUUAAUAAUUACAUGAUUUGCUCCUUAAUUAAUCAAAUUAGUCACAAGUUAUCAAUAUUUGCUUUAAUUGCCCAAAUAAUCGAUUAAACGAUGUUGUCAAAAUGUUUAAAAAUGCUGGUGUAUGUUUUUAAUUCUAUGACUCUCCUCAUUAAUUCAACAAGUUCUUGUAUUAAAUGUUGUAUUAAAUGUAUAAAUGUUUCUAGCCUCUGCAUCACAUCUUGUCUUCAAAGAGAUACUUCACCCAAAAAUGAAAAUUCUCUCAUCAUUUUCUGACACUCAUGUUGUCCCAGAUGUUUAUGAUUUUCUUUGUUCAGAUGAACACCAGCAAAAAUGUUUAGUCUGUUUAAUGCAAGGGGAUAGGACCACUUCAAAAACCAUACAAAGUGAACACAACAGUCAAGUUUAAAAUAUUAGCAUUUGUAUUUUUCUUAUGUUGCACUUAAGACGCUGAUUCACUAACAGGAGUUGUAUGAGGUACAUAUUCACUUUGUGUAGUUUUUGUGUCCUUUUUGAUGUCUCAUACACUUGCAUUAUCCCCCUUAAACUCUUAGUUUGUGUUUAUAUGAUGAAAGUCAUAUGGGAUGGCAUGAGGGUGGAAACGAUGGAGUUUCACUUUAAUCGCUUUCCCUGUAUUUGUGUGUGCGUUCGGCUGUGUUGCAUUUUAAUUGUCGUUGUUGUACUAGAUAUAUGUGUGUUUGAGCUGUGCCAUUGCAUUUUGUUUCAUUUUCUCCCUUUAACCAAACAUCUGUAUGUCUGUCAGGAAAAAAGUAUACUUCUACUUUUUUAAUACUUGACUACAAUUUAAAGUUGUACUUUUAUACUUUUAUUCAAGUAUGUUUUGGCCAGAUACUUGUACUUUCACUUGAGUACAAUUUUAAAAGUACUUUUUACACCUCUGUCAGAUAGUUUACGCUAGAUUCACUGUUAGAUGCGCUUGAAAGGCAAUCUACCUUAUGAACAGUUAA